Messenger RNA from Cylindrotheca closterium, 1893 nucleotides. Lineage: Eukaryota; Bacillariophyta; Bacillariophyceae; Bacillariales; Bacillariaceae. The record is from the annotation of a GenBank genome assembly.
AUGGCCGAAGAUCAUGUUGAACAAGCAAUUCAACAAGCAGAAUCGGUCGAAGUUGACAACGAUGGUUUGGUCGACAUCGCUCCUUCCUUCCACCCUACAAAAAACGAUGGAUAUGCGUUGAUUGAUAAUGUCUCGACCACCAGUGGAAAGAAGAAGCUUCUGAAUGAGAUGAACCUUUUGUUCCCAGAGGGCAGUGUUUCGGCAAUUCUUGGUCCUUCUGGAGCUGGAAAAUCGACGCUCUUGAACGUCUUGACCAAUUCCUUGUCGUCGAACUCCAAAGCUGUGGCAGACAUUCACUUGCCAGGACACUCAUCAUUUGUUCCACAAGACGACCAGUUGCAUGGUUUCUUCACUGUCAAGUCGUAUAUGAACCAUUAUGCCAAGCUAGCUAGAGUUAAUAUGCCAAGAAAUGAGCUGGAUGCCAAGAUUGACGAGUUGUUGAAGCAACUUGGUCUUACCGAACAAAAGGGUACUCGUGUCGGUGACAUUUUCCUGAAGGGUUUGAGUGGAGGCCAGAAGCGUCGUCUGUCUGUGGCAUUGGAGGCAUUGACCGACCCAAUGAAUCUUUUCUUGGAUGAGCCGACUUCUGGUUUGGACGCCGAAUCUGCUUUGCAGUUGAUGGAGUUUUUGAAAAACUAUGCCCGGGGGGCAUCUGGACGACGUGUAAUCUUGACCAUUCACCAACCUUCCACCUUUAUCUGGCAGCUCAUUGAUAACGUCAUUUUGCUUGCCAAGGGUAAACUUAUGUACGAGGGUUCUCGUGAGAAUAUGGAGGCAUUCUUUGCAAAGUACGAACAUCCAACGCCGCGUGAAUGGAAUCCAGCUGAUCACUAUGUUACCAUGGUGAAUGACGAGUUCAGAGACCACGCCAGAAGUGUCGAUGAAUGGGCGCAGUCCUAUCAAGAUUGGCAAAAGAACCAUCAUUUGGGUGGACCAGAAUCGAGUUCAUUCUUUGCGCCUCCCAAGCGUAGCGGAAAAGAACGCACCACGUCGAUGGUGGCAGCUGCCAACAAGGGCACAGUGGAUACCAAAAGAUCGAAUUCUUUCAUGGCCGUCGGUCCGCUGCUAUAUCGAUACUUCCUCAACUUGUGGUUCAACCCUGGAAUCCUCGGAACCCGUAUUGCCAUGUACUCGAUGCUCGCUUUGAUGGUUGGAGGACUAUUCUGGGAGCUUGGAGACCGCACGGACUACGAGUCCAUUAUCAGUCGGACUGCCGUUCUGUUCUACUGCGUCGCCUUUUUCAUCUUUAUGAGUGUGGCUGUAUUGCCAUUCACUGUCAUGGAACGAGGAAUCGUCGACAAGGAGGUCUUGAAUGGAUACUACCAUCCUAUUGCUUAUCAAGUUGCUCAAGGUCUUUCAACCAUUCCUGCCGCCGGUGUCCUGGCAGGACUGACUUCGGUCAUUAUUGUGUUUAUGCUGAAGCUAAACGACGGGUGGUGGUACUUUUUGAACAUGUUCUUGGCCUUGUGUACUGCCGAGGCGCUCGCGCAGAUGGUGUCACACGUCGUUCCGCACUUUGUGAUUGGAAUGGCUGGUAUUGCUGGAUUAUUUGGAUUCUUUAUGCUUUUCAUGGGUUUCAUGGUCCUUCCAUCUGAUUUCCCCUACGGUUUGGGGUGGACCUACGACGUUGCUUUCCACACGUACUCUUGGCGGUCGUUCAUGGUGACGGAGUUCCAAAACUUGACAUUUGACGAUCCAAGGUCUCCCUUUGCAACCGGGCAUGACGUUUUGAAAUUUUACGAGAUUGAAGAUGUGAACAGAUGGAACGAUAUGAUUGUGCUAGCAUGCUAUGCAAUUGCCAUUCAUUUAAUCAGUUUCGUUGUUUUGACGAUCCGCUAUACAUUCUUCAAGGGCACGAUCUAUUCACUAAACGGGAAGAAGCACGCAGGAUAG